Molecule: messenger RNA, 1411 nt
Organism: Dufourea novaeangliae
Lineage: Eukaryota; Metazoa; Arthropoda; Insecta; Hymenoptera; Halictidae
Product: choline/ethanolamine kinase
Biological process (GO): phosphatidylethanolamine biosynthetic process; CDP-choline pathway
Cellular component (GO): cytoplasm
Molecular function (GO): ethanolamine kinase activity; choline kinase activity
Source: RefSeq, a predicted model, not a curated record
CUGUGCAGUAUCUGUAGAGACGCUGAAGAUUUCUAGCUACUUUUAAACGCUAAAAUGGGCUUGAGGAACAAGAUGUCCGAGGAGAAUCCAGAGAUGCGGGAAAUGGCAGCACGUAUAUGUCGUGAUUACCUUCAUGGAGUUUGGAAACAUGUUACCGCGGAGAACAUCGCGCUGAAACGUAUCAGCGGCGGACUGAGUAAUUGGUUGUACAACGUUCAGUUACCGAACGGAGCCGUUCCGAUUCGCGGGGAGCCGCGGCAAGUUCUGUUGCGAUUGUACGGACAAGUACACGGGGAAAGAGCACUGGAGGGGCUGAUCACCGAAUCGGUCAUUUUCACGUUGUUGUCGGAAAGACAGCUCGGACCGAAAUUGCACGGCAUAUUUCCCGGUGGUCGUAUAGAGGAAUAUAUACCCGCCAGGCCGUUGCUAACCAAAGAAUUGGCAGAUCCGAUGUUGAGUUCCAUGAUCGCUGAAAAAAUGGGUCAGAUUCACACUAUGCAGGUCCCAAUAAGUAAAGAACCAACCUGGCUUUGGGACACCAUGGCCAAAUGGUUGGACACAGCCACCGAUAUUUUGGAGAACCUCGAAGAUAUCGAUGCCCGACACACGAAUAAUGUCGAUGCGAUACGAACGAUCGACCUGGAUCACGAGAUCAAUUGGUUCAGAUCACUCGCGACGCAACGGAAAUAUCCAGUUGUCUUUUGCCACAACGACAUGCAGGAAGGUAACAUAUUGUUGAAACAAAACACGCGAAAACCGGAACUGGUCCUUAUCGACUUUGAAUACUGUUCGUACAACUACCGAGGAUUCGAUAUAGCGAAUCAUUUCGUCGAGUGGCAAUACGAUUACACGGCAGCAGAAUAUCCUUUCUUUCAUGAGCGCACAGGAUCAGGGCCUACGAAAGAGCAGAAGCUCAACUUCAUAAGAAAUUACUUGAAGACAGUUGGCAAACGCGUCAUGACGGAGAUCAAGAUAUUCUCUUUGGCCAGUCACUUAUUUUGGGGUUUGUGGAGUAUUGUCAACGCUAAACUCUCCGAAAUUCCAUUUGGAUAUUGGGAUUACGCGGUUUCUAGGCUAAAAAAUUAUCAAUACUUGAAAGAAAAGAUCACGGUAUCCGGCCCGCCGACGAUAGAUACCGACGACACGGACAUAAAAAUAAAUUCAAUCGAUUGAAAAGACCGAGCGCUCGUCGUCCGUUACGGCGUGGCGUGGAGUGUUUCAUCUACGACGUGACAACAAAGUUUGCCUGCUACAUUUUCAUGUGCACGUGAUUAUCUUGUCAGAGUAUCGCGAUGUAUCUCUAUUCUGUUAUUGGAAAUCGUGAUACAUGUUUCAUGCUUUCGACAAAAGAGAAAGAGAAAGAGGAAGAAGAAGAGGAGGAAGAGGAGGAAGAGGAGGAAGAGGAGAAGCA